AUGGCCAGUCUAUCCGGCGCUGUCACCGUUAGAAGGCCAAUCACCCACGUCGUUUUCGACAUGGACGGUCUCUUGCUCGACACUGAGAAGUUCUAUACACAAGUCCAGGAAAUGAUACUUGCUAGAUACAACAAAAACUUUGAUUGGACCCUGAAGGCGAAGAUGAUGGGAAAGAAAGCAAUAGAAGCUGCAAGGGUCUUUGUUGAAGAGACUGGAAUUAGUGAUUCACUUAGUGCUGAGCAGUUUCUGGUAGAAAGAGAGGAUAUGCUGCAGUCGUUGUUUCCCACGAGUGAGCUUAUGCCUGGUGCUAGCCGUUUAGUCAAUCAUCUACAUGCCAAAGGAGUUCCAAUCUCCGUGGCAACUGGGCGACAUUUUGAAUUGAAAACUCAAAGACAUCGUGAAAUCUUCUCUUUGAUGCAUCAUAUUGUCCUUGGUGAUGACCCAGAAGUUAAACAAGGUAAACCUUCUCCGGAUGGAUUUCUUGCAGCAGCCAAGAGAUUUGAGGGUGGACCGAUUGAUCCUUGUAACGUUCUUGUUUUUGAAGAUGCACCCUCAGGAGUUCUUGCAGCUAAGAAUGCUGGAAUGUCUGUUGUUAUGGUCCCUGAUCCAAGGCUGGACAAAUCUUUUCAUGAUGCAGCCGACCAAGUUUUGAACUCACUGUUGGAUUUCAACCCUAGUGAGUGGGGUUUACCUCCUUUUAAAGAUAAUGGAAGCUGA
Molecule: messenger RNA, 717 nt
Organism: Sphenostylis stenocarpa
Lineage: Eukaryota; Viridiplantae; Streptophyta; Magnoliopsida; Fabales; Fabaceae
Source: the annotation of a GenBank genome assembly